Molecule: messenger RNA, 10525 nt
Organism: Acanthochromis polyacanthus (spiny chromis)
Lineage: Eukaryota; Metazoa; Chordata; Actinopteri; Pomacentridae
Gene: mical3a
Product: microtubule associated monooxygenase, calponin and LIM domain containing 3a
Exons: 49
Coding region: 719-8635 (2638 amino acids)
Molecular function (GO): protein binding; FAD binding
Source: RefSeq, a predicted model, not a curated record
GAGGAGACUGUGAGGAAGGGAGGAGAGGGAGGAGAGAAGCACAGAGAAGCAGGCAGAUCCAGGCAUUAGCAUACUGACAGAGUUUCAGCACUGCAGAUCUGCCUCUCUCUGUCUUCAGCUGCUUUUAGAAAGACAGUGAGAGCAGAGAGGAGGGCAAGUGGGAUAGAAAUCCUUUUUGACAGAUCAGACAAGAGGAUUCCUUUGCUCUUUUUUUUUUUUUUUUUUCCCACUGAUCACAGCAGAGAUCCAGAAGCUCUUGCCGCCUGGCUGAGGAUUCCUCCAAUCUGUGAAGUGGUGGGCGUGUGACAUCAGGCGCCCUCCUCCCCUCCUCUACCAUCCCAUCUCCCCCCUCCUGACAUCAACGCGUCCGGCCAAUCAGCACACGAGGAGAUCCGGUCACAUGAGAAUCCCCCCAGUCUCGGUUACCAUGACAACGAGCACUGGUCCAGGCAGCAUCUUACCGUGGUGAGAAGAGAGAGAGUGGGGGGAAGAAGGCGGGAGGAGAGGCAGAAAGAGACGGGGAGAAACAGAAAGAGAGCAGCCACAGGACUACCUUCUGGAUCUUCAGCUGUCUUUCCCUCAGUACAAAUGAAGAUGCCUGAGGCUGGGAGUUAAAGCCCUCCACCAGAGAGAGGGUGUUCCAGGGUUGGGGCUGGACCCAGAGACCCCUGCCUGGGGCAGGGUGAAGGGCCCUCACAGUCCUACGUGAGCCUGGACCAUGGGGGAUGGAGGCGCCGGUGCAGCUGGAGGAGAUGGGGUGAACCUGUCCCACGUCCUGUUCGACAACUUCGUCCAGGCGACCACAUGCAAGGGCACGCUCAAGGCCUUCCAGGAGCUGUGCGACCACCUGGAAGUCAAGCCCAACGAGUACAGGGUCUUCUAUCACAAGCUCAAGUCCAAACUCAACUACUGGAAGGCCAAGGCGCUCUGGGCCAAGCUGGACAAGAGAGCCAGCCACAAGGAGUAUAAGAAGGGCCGUGCCUGUGCCAACUCAAAGUGUCUCAUCAUCGGUGCGGGGCCAUGUGGCUUACGUACAGCCAUCGAGCUGGCUUUCCUGGGGGCCAAAGUGGUUCUUCUGGAGAAGAGAGAUGCCUUCUCCAGGAACAACGUGCUGCACCUCUGGCCCUUCACCAUCCAGGACCUCAGGGGCCUCGGGGCAAAGAAGUUCUACGGGAAGUUCUGCGCUGGUGCUAUCGAUCAUAUCAGUAUUCGUCAGCUUCAGCUAAUGCUGCUCAAAGUGGCUCUCCUGGUCGGCAUCGAGAUCCACGUCAACGUAGAGUUCAAGGGUCUCAUUGAGCCCCCCGAAGACCAAGAGACUGAAAGGAUCGGCUGGAGGGCUGAGGUCCACCCGAGGACACACCCUGUCAACGAGCUGGAGUUUGAUGUCAUCAUUGGAGCAGACGGAAGAAGAAACACACUGCCAGGGUUUCGGCGUAAGGAGUUCCGAGGCAAGCUUGCCAUCGCCAUCACUGCUAACUUCAUCAACAGGAACACAACAGCGGAGGCAAAGGUUGAAGAAAUCAGCGGUGUGGCCUUCAUCUUCAAUCAGAAGUUCUUUCAAGACCUCAGAGAAGCAACAGGUAUUGACCUGGAAAACAUCGUCUACUACAAGGAUGACACGCAUUACUUUGUGAUGACUGCCAAAAAGCAGAGCCUGCUGGAGAAAGGAGUCAUUCUGCAUGACUAUGCUGACACGGAGCUCCUGCUGUCCAGAGCGAACGUCGACCAGGCCGCCUUGCUUUCUUACGCCCGUGAGGCCGCAGACUUCUCCACCAACCACCAGCUGCCCACGCUGGACUUUGCCAUCAACCACUACGGCCAGCCAGACGUAGCCAUGUUCGACUUCACCUGCAUGUACGCCUCAGAGAACGCCGCCAUGGUGCGCCAACGCAGCGGCCACAAGCUGCUGGUGGCGCUGGUGGGCGACAGCCUGUUGGAGCCCUUCUGGCCAAUGGGCACUGGCAUCGCUCGAGGUUUCCUGGCAGCCAUGGACUCGGGCUGGAUGGUGAAGAGCUGGGCCCAGGGAAAAACCCCUCUUGAGGUGCUGGCUGAGAGGGAGAGCAUAUACCGCCUUCUGCCUCAGACCACACCGGAGAACGUCAGUAAGAACUUCAGUCAGUACAGCGUGGAUCCGACCACACGCUACCCCAACAUUAGCCUUAACUUCCUCAAGCCCAGCCAGGUGCGACACCUCUUCGACACCGGGGAGUGCAGGGAAAUCCGCAUUGAAAUCGAAAAUGUGAUCAACUCGUCGACACCCAAGCUGGCCAGGAACGACAAUUACCUGCUUGACAAGCAGUUGCAAGAAUCCAUCGCUCGGUCCAGUAAGCUGCUCAACUGGUGCCAGAGACAAACGGACGGAUACAGGAAUGUCAACGUAACGGACCUCACCAUGUCUUGGAAGAGCGGCUUGGCCCUGUGCGCCCUCAUUCACCGAUACAGACCCGACCUGAUUGACUUUGACUCUCUGGAUGAACGAGACCAGGAGAAGAACAACCAGUUGGGCUUCGACGUGGCGGAGAGGGAGUUUGGGAUCUCGCCAUGCAUGACUGGCAAGGAGAUGUCUUCUGUAGUGGAGCCAGACAAACUCUCCAUGGUCAUGUACCUCAGCCAGUUUUAUGAGAUGUUUAAGGACACAGUGCCACCUGGAGAUAAUCACAACCUGAGUCCAGAGGAGAAGGCUGCACUGAUAGCCAGCACCAAGUCCCCCAUCUCUUUCCUCAGCAAGCUGGGUCAGAGCAUCGCCAUCUCCAGGAAGCGUAACCCCAAGGACAAAAAGGAGAAGGAUGUGGACGGUUUGGGGAAGAGACGGAAAACCAGCCAGUCUGAAGAUGAGGAGGUUUCCAGGUCUGGUCGUGACGACAGGCCGUCUGUCCCCGCCGUCCUGACCGAGAGAAAGAUGGACUCUGCUGCCGUGGGAAACAACAACAAAGUGAAGGUCAUGGCCACCCAGCUGCUCGCCAAGUUUGAGGAGAACGCUCCCGCCCAGCCGACAGGACUCAAAAGACAGGGGGAAUCUCUGCCCAAUCUGGACCGCCUUUUGCCCCUUACCCCACCGCAAACCCCCGUGAAAGAGCCAGUGCGCCUGGCACCUGUCCCAGCCUGGAGAAAGAGACGCACACAGCAGCAGGAGAAGCUGAGCUUUCGCUACAAAGAAAUGAUCAAGUGUCAGACACUGCCCCACAGAGGGGAACAGGCCAGAAGUGGCGCCGACCCACUGUCCAGCUCGGGCGCUCGGAGCUGCCCAAAGAAAACCAUUCUGCUUCCUACUUCCUCCUCCACCUCCUCGCUCUCUCUCCACUCAGAGCGUGUAAAUAAAAGUCCGGAUGAAGAGGAACUUGAAUACUACGAGAGGCCUCUGACACACGGGGAGGGGAUGCCACUUCACCUAACCGACCCAGGACCCAUCCACAUACCGGGUAUCCAGGAGCGGGCUGAACGCCUGAUCUCCAGGUUUAAGGGCAAAUCUGACAAGCCUCCGAAGCCUAAGAGAAAGCCGUCCCGUUUCUUUGUAGAGCAGUGGUACUCGUCCCGAGGCCCGGCCGUCAGUCCUGGUUCACCGCUGUCCUCUCGUGACUCGUCCACAAAGGAACCGACGAGGCCUCUGCAGUCUGACAACCAAACGCCCUUAUACGUGCUUAGCAUUCAGGAGAGAGCCGAGCAACUUGCAUCUCAAUUUGAGGGCAAGCCAGCCGGACCACAGCCUAAGAAAAAGCCCUCCCGUUUUUUUAUGGAACAAUGGCACCUGGCCCGAGCCCAGAGUGCCCCUGAUUCUCCCCCGUCCACCUCUGACACCCACAGACAGCGCUAUGUGAGGAUGUACACAGGGGGAGUUAGCUCACUGGCUGAGCAGAUAGCCAGUCAGCUUCAGUCUCAGGAAGAUCCCAAGCCCCCACAUGCACCUGAAAAGAAGGAUUUGGGCUCUCUCAGGAAAGAGUUCCCUGUCAACAUCGGAGGCAGCGACGUUUGCUUCUUCUGUCGAAAGCGUGUCUACGUGAUGGAGAGGCUGAGCGCCGAGGGGAAAUUCUUCCAUCGUAGCUGCUUCAAGUGCGACUACUGUGGCACGACACUACGACUGUCCUCUUACGCCUUCGAUGUGGAGGAUGGGAAAUUUUACUGCAAACCCCACUACUGCUAUCGUCUGUCCGGCUAUGCUCAGAGGAAGAGGCCUGCUCCCUCUCCUGCUCCAAUCACGGCAAAGGAGAACCAGACGGCCCAAACUCCCUCUGUGACCGUAGAUGCCCCCGGAAGGGCGAUGGCGGCAGCAGCCCCCUCGGCCGAGCUCCAACCCUCAGUACCGGAGGUCAACGGCCUGCAGGAGCCCAGCCUGGCCAAACGCCUUCGGGGAACUCCGGAGCGCAUCGAGCUGGAGAACUAUCGUCUGUCCCUGCAGAGGGAGGAGGAGCUGGAGGAGGUGCCUGAGGAGACGCUGGCGGAGCACAACCUCAGCAGUGUGCUGGACAAAGUCACAGAUGCAGACCUGGGCUCCAGUAGCUCAGAGUCGGACAUGGAGGAGGAGGACGAGCAGGAGGAUCAGGAGGAGGUGGAGCUGGAGGAGCACCUUCGCAGCCCUUCGGACCUUGGUGGCGUUCCCUGGAAGGAGGCGGUGGAGCUCCACGCCAAACUCCGGGGCGAGGAGGGCGACGACGAGGCUCAGGCCGACGACGUCAGCAGAGACGGGGAGUUAGACGAAGAAGAAGAGGAGGAUGAGGAGGAGGAAGAUGAGGAGGAAGAGGAGGAGUCUAGCGAUGAGGGCGAUUACUGCCCCUGGGAUAGAGAGCUCCAGUCAGGGCUCUGGCUGGAGAAGUACCUCACAGAUGAAGAGGAUGUUGGUACUUUUAAAGCCAGGAACCUACAGAUCCAACAAGUCCUGCAGCCUGUGGAUCCAAACGCCAUCCCAGGUUUGGUGAGACCACACCUGGACUCAGAGGGAGACAAGGAUGGCCAGCUGGCCUCAGCCUCCCAACUCUCCCAACCCUCUGAGCUCACGCAGCCCUCCUCCACAGAGCCCUGUGAAGACGAGGAACUGGAAGCAGAAGCAGACAGUCCAGAUAUAGAGCCUGGUACGGAGAUGGAUCAGGAUGACAUCCCUUCAGAUGCAGAAGCUGAGGCACGAUUGCACCAGUCAGAGAACAACGAAGCUCCACACGAGGAAGACAAGGAAUCAGAUAGUCUGGGAAUGGCCUCCAGUAUUGAACCAUCCUGCAUCAGCCCAGUGCAGAAGGAAGAUAUUGUCCUUUCCCCCAUCCAACCCUCCCCAGAGCCUGAAACACAGAUAACUCCGGUGAAGUCUCCUGGCACCCGCUUUUUCACUGAUCCGUUCAUACCUGAGGAGACGAAGCCUGAGAAGACGACUCCAUCUCCGGUCGCCAGGAGCCCAAUUUCCCCAUCAGCUGCCCCUGUUCAGAUUCCUCCUUCUGUUCCCUCUCCUACUCUUGCUGCUACUUCUCCUGUCAGCAUUCCUGCCUCGCCUCUUCCUGCUUCACCUCUUCUUGCCUCGCCUCUUCCUGCCUCACCUCUUCCUGCUUCACCUCUUCCUGCCUCACCUCUUCCUGCCUCACCUCUUCCUGCCUCACCUCUUCCUGCCUCACCUCUUCUUGCCUCGCCUCUUCCUGCCUCGCCUCUUCCUGCCUCACCUCUUCUUGCCUCGCCUCUUCUUGCCUCACCUCUUCCUGCCUCACCUCUUCUUGCCUCACCUCUUCUUGCCUCACCUCUUCCUGCUUCACCUCUUCCUGCUUCACCUCUUCUUGCCUCACCUCUUCCUGCCUCACCCGUCAAAUCACCCGUUGUCUCUCCAGUCCAGCCAGCCAACGAAUCAGCCAGGUCGCCAAUCAAGUCACCAGUCAGCUCACCAAUUCGUUCCCAGCCCACCCCUCUGCCAGAGACUCGUGCCCCUAAAUCUCCGGUCUACCCUCACCGCUCCAUUUGCCCUCUCACCGGAAACCCCCUCUCCCCAAUUUGCGCCCAGCCUUUGCCCUGCCAUGAACCCUCGUCGCCUCUCACCUCUGACUCUCCCGUCAGAACUCAGCCUGUCCCCGCGGUCACUUCCACACCAAUGACCAAAACGGACAAAACCACACCUGAGGCUUCGAAAUCUGAAGAUUCGUCAACAGAGGAAACUCCGUCUAAAAAGACAGACAUCAUCGAGGAAUUCUGGCUAAAGAGCGCUGAGAUUAGAAAGAGCCUCGGCCUUUCUCCUCUGGACCGCAGCAGUAAGCUCUUAGAGAAGAGCAUUGUUAAAGCUCCACCGCAGGAAUCCGCACCUGCCAAGACACAGACGCCUGAUGUGUCCGAGGAGCCGAAGCCCGCCUUCACCGGCCGAUCUGUCAUUCGCAGAAUCAACAUCACUCUUGAGGGUCAGGUUAUUACUCCUCUUGCUCCCGCAGAGGCCAAGAGUGACGGCUCCGAUAAGAGGGACAUCAGCAGCAGCUCGGGCUUGGGCUUGAAUGGAAGCAUGGCCACCAGCCAGACAGUAAACAGUGACAGCUAUAACACGUCUGACUCCACUAUGCUCACCCCACCAUCCAGCCCACCACCACCUGUGCCUGCUAAUCAGUCUCCGGCUGUUCUCCGGCAGCAGAGACACCAGGUGUCUUGGAGCAACGGACCAGAAAAACCUCCACCUGAGCGUGCCAAAGAGCCGGCAAAAACCAAGACCCCCGUUCCUGCGCCCAGGACCCAGCUGAGCCCCGUGUCUGCACCCAAACCUGCACCCAGGAAAGUCUCCUCACCUCAGGCGACACCGGAAACGACUCCGGUGGUCGUCAUGAGAGAGAAGAAGAAGCCUCGGCCAGAGGAGGUGAGGAAGUCAUUCGUGGAGACGGUGGAGGAGAUUCCGUUUGCUGACGACGUGGAGGAGACCUAUGACGAGCGGACGCCGGAAACGAGCAUGAACAGGUUUUAUACUCCACCCAGCAGCAAGCCCAGCAGAGAAAAACCUCCCCUGCAUCUGGCACUAGCAAUGGAAAAUGGUAAACCCAAUAUCCCAGCCAAUCCAGUCGCGAAGACCCAGAGGGCAACUCAAUUCUCUCCGGAGGCAAAGGAGAUCGCUGAGGAGAGAAUAAGGGCCAGAGAGAAGUCUGUGAAGAGCCAGGUACUGAAAGACGCCAUGGCCAAGCAGCUAAACAAAAUGAAAGAGUCUGACACAGACAAGGGUGCCUCACCUAAAGUGGCCUGGAGUGUUACCCCAGACGCUCCUGGGAAAAACAAAAAGUCCGCCGGGUCUCCAAAGACGUCCGCCGUGAAGGCUUUGGAGUCGAAGAAGGGAGAGACUCUGCCCGAGCGUUUCUUCAGCAGCAAUAAGAGUCUGGACAGCUCGGUGGCCUCGUCGGACGGCUCCUCUGCAAGUAAAAGCAAGAAGAGAAGCUCCUUGUUCUCUCCACGCAAGAAUAAGAAAGAGAAAAAGGCCAAAAACGACAGCAGCAAGAUCUCGGGCGCCGACGAGACUCCACCUAAACACAAGUCACUGUGGAAGGCCGUCUUCUCAGGGUACAAAAAGGACAAAAAGAAGAAGGACGAUAAGUCAUGUCCGAGCACUCCCUCGUCCAGCUCCACCACUCAGGACUCUGCAAAGAAGAGAACAUCGCCUCUUGGGAGAUCUUCAGACUUGAAAUCACGGCGAAACUUGAGCUUCUCUGAGGAUUCUGACCUGUCCUGUGAUGAUGUUCUGGAGAGAUCAUCCCAGAAGUCAAAGGCAGAUCGGCAUAUGGACAUCUUUGACUUAGUGUCAGGCAUGCAGAAGGAAGCAAUAAAGGAGGAGAGAGUGGAGAAGGAGAGAAGGAGGGAGUUAAAGGGAAAAAAGAGGGUGAAAGAGAGGCAUAAAGAGAGGGAGGUAGAGCGAGAAAAGGAGAAAGACGAAGAGGAGAAAACCUACACAGAAGAAGAGCUGAAUGCCAAGCUGACCCGGAGAGUCCAGAAAGCUGCACGGCGACAAGCCAAGCAGGAGGAACUCAAGAGGCUCCACAGAGCUCAGAUCAUCCAGAGACAGUUGGAGCAGGUGGAGGAGAAGCAGAGGCAGCUGGAGGAGAGGGGUGUAGCUGUGGAGAAAGCUCUGAGAGGAGAAGCAGGAUUGUAUAAAGGUACUUAUACAUUACCCAAACAGCACAAAAGAAGAUCAGACUAUUGGGGAGAUUCUAAUUACAGUGAAAUCCUGGACUUGCAUCUGGGCGUUGAGCCCUUUGUGGAGAUGCCACGCCGAAGACCGCUCUCCUUCUGCCCCUGCUGUUCCCCUGAAGCCAAAGCCAUCCCCCGAGACCACAACCAUGCAAUUUAUGUGUGUAUGGGCAAGAAGGAUGAUCCCAAACUAAUGCAGGAGUGGUUCAAGCUGGUGCAGGAGAAAAACGCGCUGGUUCGCUACGAGUCAGAACUCAUGAUAUUUGCCAGAGAGCUGGAGCUGGAGGACCGACAGAGCCGACUGCAGCAGGAGCUCAGGGAGAGGAUGGCGGUGGAAGAUCACCUGAAAACCGAGAAGGAGCUGGCUCAGGAGAAGCAGAUCCUGAAUGAGAUGCUGGAGGUGGUGGAGCAGCGCGACGCCCUGGUCGCCCUGCUGGAUGAGCAGCGGCUCCGGGAGAAGGAGGAGGACAAAGACCUGGAAGCCGUCAUGCUCUCCAAAGGAUUCAACCUCAACUGGGCCUAGCAGGAGGGAAAUAAUUGCUCGUCAAGUUUUCGGCGUUCGACUUGUCAGACGGUCAUCUCUGCAUGUGAUUAGUCUGCUGAACAGGCGGUUGGUCUGUCACACCUACAGCAGUGAAUGUGUAAAGAUUUCCCCCAACACAACUCAACACUACACACUAUGGCUGCCUCUGACAUUGAAGCAGUCUGUGGCGUUUACAUAUCUUCUGCCCAAAGGCAGUCCGAGUUAAUCCCUUUGCAGUUUGCUCUCUCUCUCUCUGUGGGUGGAGAGGCGAGUAUAUUCACAACUUUAUCAUCCCAGCCUUGAAGUGGAUCCUCUCAUGCAGGAGGAGGGUGGCAGCAGUGGUGGGGGGGCCUUUGGGAGAAUGUUUAAAGACUCUCGAUUAUUUAAAGGGAAGAAUGCAGUUCGGUCCUGCUGAUGUAAAGGAAAUUGUAAAAAAAACUCGAUGUGUUUUUGUGUAUAGUUGUGUAGAACAUGACACAUUUUCAGCAGAUGAGGCUCGCCCGUCUCCCGCUAAGGACUGCCACAGAGGUGUGUUUAAAGGCUGGAGCGAUGUCUCCAGGCUCGGUCCUUUCAGUCUGGGACGGACUUCCUCUGAGGCUGCCUUUCUUUUUCUUUGACGAACUGACUUCAGCAUCCUAAUGAACCACAAACAUGCCAUGAAAGGCAGACUUUUCUCUCUCUUUUUGCCCCCCAACAGAGUGUUUAGUGAGUCAACACUAAGAAUCCAUUAAGUAUGGCCAUGUUUUUUUUUUAUGUAUUUAUUAUCUUUGUUUGCUUCUAACAGAUAAACUUUUUAUUUUUAUUUUUUGCAUUCACAGGAGAGUGCCCAGAAUCUCAUUAUCUUGUGCAUAAGCUCUCAUGCACUCGUAUGUCUGGAUUGAAGGCUGCAGAAGAACUUUGUCUUUGGUAUUUAGGACGCAGAGUUACACGUGACCUGAUAAUGACGGGCCUCUCAGUGAGAUGCUGUUCACUGUAUAUCACACUGACGUUUACAGAUGCUUGUUCGAUGUGGGUUUUAAACGGUUCCUGCUCCGGUAAACAGUACCGACGUCUGUUGAAAAGAAUCCUUGGGGGAUAAAGUAAAAACUGUAUUAACAAUGUGAUUUUGUUAAUGAAUCUGAUGUCGCUGUUGUUAAUGGGAGGUCGGCGUAGCUCACGUCACGCGUUUUGUGCCACAGGACUGUCUCUGUUUGUGAUUAUGCUGCAAUAUGAAAGGAGAACACCACAACGUACGACUCUACACAACGCUACACAACACGGCAACGCACGGCAGUGUUAUUUAUGUCACCCUCGAACAAGAUGCCUUUUUUCGUUAUAUUUAAUUUUUUUUUUAGGUAGUUACACCCAUGUGUCCCACUGGAAGUCAAGAUUUGUACUUUUUUUUUUUAUUAAAUGCUUUUCUAUAGCAGAGCCCUCCACAAACGGCAUUAAAGAGAUCAUUUGACAUGCGGCCCUAAAGGAAUGCAAAGUACAUACUGAGCGACUCGAAUCAAACUUCACGCUUUGUCUGGUGGGCGGUCAAAUGGAACAGCCUUUUUUUUUUGGCUCUUAGCUUAUAAAACUGUAAAAACAAAUCCAAGUGGCCACUGUUUUACAGCACAGAAACACUAGAGGCUAUAUUUAUGACUUGAGCUGUGAAUAAAGACAAAAAAUUUACAUAAUUUUAAGGGUUGUUGUUUUAGAUGGUGUGUGCUGAGUUUGACAUGAUUGUAUUGAUAUUUAUUAACAUGUGUGCAAAUUGUAUUAUAUGUAAAGAAAAUGAAUCCUAAUUUUUAAAAAACUGUUCUGUCGACACAUGACUUGUAAUGUAAAUGCUUCAUGUAGCUCAAAUACAUAGGGGUGUUGGAUGUAUGCUGAAAACAGCAAUAAAACAAUGCAGUUGUUCUUUUA